Molecule: messenger RNA, 2486 nt
Organism: Brassica oleracea var. oleracea
Lineage: Eukaryota; Viridiplantae; Streptophyta; Magnoliopsida; Brassicales; Brassicaceae
Exons: 9
Coding region: 54-2480 (808 amino acids)
Biological process (GO): chloroplast organization
Cellular component (GO): chloroplast outer membrane
Source: RefSeq, a predicted model, not a curated record
AACUACUACAAGGUUAUCAACACUCCAGUCCCUCUUUUCUCCGUUGAUGAAUCAUGAGUGCGAGAACCUGUAAAGCUGAGCCUGUAAACUGGCAGGCAUCACUUAGGAGUUGUAUGACCAAACAGGAUGUAAAACGUUCUCCAGUUUCUCCAUCAUCCUCGAUCAAGACGUCUAGAUCUUCAUUAGUGAGCCAAAAAACAUUGUUACAGCCUGUAAAAGGGCAAGCAUCAGUUACAAGUAGCAAGUCCAAACAAGAUGUUAAACCCUCUUUGGUUUCUCCAUCAUCAUCCAUCGAGGCGUCUAGAUCUCCAUUAAUGAGCCAAAAGACUUCGUUACAGCCUGUCAAAGGGAAGACAUCACCUAAAAGUAAUAAGACCAAACAAGAUGUAAAACCUUCUUUGGUUUCUCCAUCAUCAUCCAUCAGGGCCUCUAGAUCUCCACUCGUAAGCCAAACAACUUCAAGACGUGUUGCUUCGUCGGCCAAAGAUAUAAAAGAUUCUCACAAAGAAAUAACAAAGAACUCAAGUUUGAGCAAAGGGACGGGAAAUUUCAUUCUUACGGUCGAGCUUCGAAAGAAGAUUAUCACAUUUAGGGGCAUCAUCGACCUUCCUCUUCUCACCGGUCAUCUUUCCAUAACCAAUCUGGUGACGCGCACGAUGGAAGAUCUCCAUGAGCUAUGUCCUGAUAUCGUCGACAGCUCGCGUCUCUUGGAUAUAAAACAUGCUGCAGACACGGAUAAGUUGCUUGACCAGUUUUACAACGCUUUGAAAUCAAUUGGAGAUUCAUGGAUCGACGACCAUGAAUGGAUUAUCAAAUCCAAGUAUAGGAAGAGUAAUAGCCUUAGGAAGAAUCUAUCUGAUCGACUUUUUGAAAAGGUGAUAGCUGCAUUAGAUGGACUGAAUAAGGGUAUGAACGAGAGGCUCAAUAUGACAGAGAUCAACAGUGAUGAAGAGAAGAAAACGGUUACGAAGCAACCGAUCACGACAAGAACGGUCCAGACUCCACCGAGUAAAGUUGGAGAUGUUGCAAUUUCUGUUUCAAACUUUCCAAGAAACGUGAGAAUGCAAGCCCUUGUCAAACUGAGUCCUAUCGAUGUGAAGCGACUCAACAUCCAAAAGAGUAUGUGCCAGGAAGAAGCUCAGAGCAAUAAUGGUGAUAAUGAUAAUAAUAAUAAUAAUGAUAAUGAUAAUGAGAGUGUUAAGGAGAAGCAGAAGAAUGUAACAGAGAAGAUUGAGAAGAUGGAGAAAGCAAAGGAAGCAAUCCUUGUGGAACAAGAUACUGUUAAAAGCUGCUCAAAGGGUUCAGAGAGGUCUGAAGUUGUGCCUAAAUCUUUGGCUCUGACUACUCCUCAUUCAGUGAAUGCUGCACCACCGCCCCCACAGCCACUUCCAAUAGCUGCUCCAAAAGGACCACUGCCUCCACCACCAGGGGCUGCUGCACCACUGCCUCCACCACCAGGGGCUGCAGCACCACUGCCUCCACCACCACUUCCAAUGGCUCCAGGGAAAGGACCGGGUGCCCCACCAUUCCCACUGGCUCCAGGAAAAGGAACAGGGGCUCCACCACCACCACCGCCACUUCGCUUGGGAGCCAAGAAAGCAACUAGCAAACUGAAGAGAUCAAGACACCUAGGGGAACUCUUCAGAUUCCUAAGGGGGAAAAUCGAAGGUAAGGAUCCAAAAGCAAGAUCCCGUGGCGGCGCUGGAGGAAGCAAAGCUGGAAUAGGAAGCGCUCCAGCCGGGGGAAAGCAAGGAAUGGCUGAAGCUCUUGCUGAGAUAACAAAGAAGUCAGCUUAUUUUCAGCAAAUAGAAGCAGAUGUGGAAAUGUACAUGAAAGCUAUCAAUGAGCUGAAAAAAGAGAUCUCCAGCUUCAAGAGCAAGGACAUGGCAGAGCUUCAGAAGUUCCACCUUUAUAUAGAAUCAGUGCUUGAGAAACUAACAGAUGAAACAAAGGUUCUAGCGAGAUGUGAAGAGUUCCCGGAGAGUAAACUUGAAGCAAUAAGAAUGGCUGCUGCCUUGUACUCCAAGCUUCAGGGUAUGAUCAAAGUGCUCAAGAACUGGAAGAUUGAGUCUCCUGCUGAACAACUUUUCGAUAAGACUGAACGUUACUUUGCAAAGAUAAGAAAAGAGAUUGACAAUCUAGAGCAGACCAAAGUAGAAGAAGAAAAGAAGUUCAAGAAACAUAACAUCCAUUUCGACUUCGGUCUACUUAUUCAGAUCAAGGAAUUAAUGGUUGACAUCUCAUCAGGCUGCAUGGAACUUGCAUUAAAGGAGAAGAGAGAAGCAAAGAUUGCAUCAGAAUUACGCGGGGGAAAGCAGUGCAGGAUCAAGAACAAGACUGUAGGAUGGGCAAAAACGCUGUGGAGGGCAUUUCAGUUUGCGUUCGGAGUCUACACAUUUGCUGGUGGACAAGACGACCGAGCUGAUAAGAUUACCAGAGAGUUGGGUAAUGAGAUCGAACUCAUCCUCAACAACGAAUGAUUCCUC